ACUACUACUAUACAAUAACUCCAUUUCUCUUUCUAUAUAUACCAACGAUGGACAACAAGGCAAACCCUGUCUUGGACGCUUGUCCUUCCUACAAAUAUCAUCCCUCUAUAUAUGUACACACACAUCCAUACAUUUACAAACAACAAUACAUAUAUAAAAGGAAACCUAUCUUUCUCACUCAACUAUAAACAGGGUUCUCUUUAAAUUGUAAUUACAAUUAUAGCUUGGAAAUUAUUAUAAAUAACUUUGCUUUGAGACUAUAAUCUCUCUCUCUCUUUCUCUCUCUCUCUCUCCCUCUCUUAUAGCUUCAUCAUCAAUAGAUUUUCGCCAAACGAUAGUAACAUCCAUCUCAUAAAUAAAAGAAAAUCGAGAAUCAAAAAUGGGAAGACCACCUUGCUGUGACAAAGUUGGGGUGAAGAAAGGGCCUUGGACUCCCGAAGAGGAUAUCAUUUUGGUUUCUUACAUUCAAGAACACGGCCCUGGUAAUUGGAGAUCAGUGCCUACUCACACAGGUUUGAUGAGAUGCAGUAAGAGCUGUAGGCUUAGAUGGACUAAUUAUCUUAGGCCUGGAAUUAAACGUGGUAACUUCACUGAUCAUGAGGAAAAGAUGAUAAUCCACCUUCAGGCUCUUUUAGGCAAUAGAUGGGCUGCAAUUGCUUCUUAUCUACCACAGAGAACUGAUAAUGAUAUUAAAAAUUACUGGAAUACCCAUCUUAAAAAGAAGCUCAGAAAGCUUCACACUGGGCAUGAUGGUCAAAGCCAUGAUGAGUUCUCAACUGAUAACAAUUCGCACCAAAUCUCCAAAGGCCAGUGGGAAAGAAGGCUUCAAACAGAUAUUCACAUGGCAAAACAAGCUCUUUGUGAAGCUCUCUCCCUUGACAAACCAAUUGAUCAUCAUAAUCACAAUUUGGGGGAAUCUAAACCGUCCAUUACUACAACCACUUGUUUCCACACUAGUUGUGAUCAUCAAGAUCAUGAUCAUAAGAACACUACUAAAUCACACCAACCACUAUCAUAUGCAUCAAACGCUGAGAACAUUGCCCGAUUGCUCGAAAGUUGGAUGAAGAAUUCUCCAAAAUCGGGGAAAACAAACUCCAACACGACCCGGGAUUUGCUCCAAAACCCGGUUGCUUUCCAGCCCAAUAAUAAUGGUACUUGUACUAAUACUACUUAUUCAAGUUCAAGUGAAGGAGCUCAAAGUGGGACCACUACACCUGAUCACAAUCACCAUAACAAUCACCGUCAACAUAACAAUCAGGCCACUGCUAAUAAUACAAAUUUUGAGUACUCUUUGUUUAGUUUCAACUCCUCCACCGCAUCGGAAUCCUUGUCGGCCGACGAGACUGCAAAUUUGACACCGGAGAGGGCCACAAGUACUCUGUGCUUCCAAGAUGAGAGCAAGCCUCAUAAUACCAAAAUUGAGGAGCCAGUACAAGCUCCUCUCACAUUGCUUGAAAAGUGGCUACUUGAUGAUGGUUCAGCUCAAGGGCAUGAGGACCUUAUUAACAUGUCGCUAGAGGAUAGUGCAGCACUCUUUUGAUCUUCCUAGUCAUACAAAAGAAAUAAAUAAUAAAGAAAGUAAAUUAUCAAAGUUUUUAGGUUUUUGUGGAUAUAGCUUGUUCUAAGCUGUUCUUAAUUAGAACUUUUGUUUUUAAGCCUACGAAGACAUAGUCAAAAGAUGUAACAGUACUAUGCAUUAUAACUCACUGAAGGAAACAGGGAAACAGGAAAAAAAAAAGUGUAAAUUAUAGUAUAACUACAUAUACAUAAAUAUAUGUGUAUGAUGUUUUAUAAAAUAAUAUAUAGCUUUUUAUGGA
This is a messenger RNA of Cannabis sativa, 1817 nucleotides long. Its product is annotated as myb-related protein 306. Lineage: Eukaryota; Viridiplantae; Streptophyta; Magnoliopsida; Rosales; Cannabaceae. The record is from RefSeq and is a predicted model, not a curated record. The coding region runs from base 380 to 1540 and encodes 386 amino acids. The transcript has 3 exons. Gene Ontology annotation, biological process: response to auxin.